Caenorhabditis bovis is the source of this 1311-nucleotide messenger RNA. NCBI's taxonomy places the organism in Eukaryota, Metazoa, Nematoda, Chromadorea, Rhabditida, Rhabditidae. The record is from the annotation of a GenBank genome assembly.
AUGGCCGAUGAGAAGACGAGCAGAGCUGCUAGAGCGCUGCGAAGAAGUACACUCGAGCAGCAGACGCCCGAGAAUGUUAAAAGAACGCGUUCAACGCUAAAAAUGAACUCGGAAGCGCUUUUAACUCCUGAGAAAUCAGUGAAGAAAACUCCCAAAAAGACGCCAUCGGCUAGAAAAUCGCGGCCAACAAAGUCUGAAGUACAAGAACAAUCGACAAGUGUGAAAUCUCCUGAAGCCUCUCCGCAAAAAUCUCAGGCAUCUCAAGCAUUAAAAGCGAGGCACGAAGAAUUCGAAAAAUUGAGUAAUUGGAUUACGGAGAGUAUCAAUGGAAAAUCAGCGUUGUCAAUUUAUAUUAGUGGACAACCUGGAACCGGCAAAACCGCCACAACAAAACGGGUUCUAAGCGCGUUUGGCAAAAAAAUUCGUUCAUGCAUCGUAAAUUGUGCCUCAAUCAGCUCGAAAACCGCGCUUCUCAAAGAAAUCUUCGUCUCUCAAAACUUGACUCAACGCCUGAGCCAGGACAACUUUGAGAAGCUUGUCAAUUCGCUAUCGACACCUUUAGUGCUCGUCCUCGAUGAAAUCGAUCAUCUCGCCUCGAAGACGAACGCCGCUUUGUAUUCAGCAUUCCGAUGGCCGUACACAUUAUCCCAUAAAAUUAUAAUUAUAGGCAUCGCCAACUCUAUCGAUCUCACUGAGCGCCUUCUACCCAAAUUAAUGCUCACCGAGCCGCCGAAACGCCUCAUUUUUGAGCCUUACACCAAAGAGGAUAUUGUAGAUAUUCUGGCCGAUAAAAUGGCCAAUGAGCAGAUCGAAAUCGACAAAAAAGCGGUAGAAUUAUGCGCAAGAAAAGUUGCCGCGAUGAGCGGAGAUUUGAGAACCGCUCUGCACAUUUUCAAGCAGACAAAAAAUCGUUUGUACGGUGAGCAGGAAAGUGCGCCCGAAACCAAUAAGAAUGGAUGUCGCGAAGUUCUUGGGGUCCUCAAUAGCGUUUAUUCGUCACCUCUGGCUCGUGCUCGACUCCCGAUGCAGCCGAGAAUUCUUCUUGCUGUUUGUCUAGCUCUGUCGAAUAAUAAGCAGUCCUCGUUUGAUCGUGGCACCUUGAUGAAGGCGUAUGCGAAGGCGUGCGACGCGAUUCGAGCUCCUGUCAUGGACGAUGACGACCUGAUGGCGGCAUUCCAGAACCUCGAAUCGCAAUCGUUCAUUCGUGAAAUCAAUGGCGGUAAAUUGGUGCUGCAAGUCGACAGCGCGACGGCAAAAUCGGCAAUUAGCGAUAAUUCGAUGCUCGAUCAAAUCGCAAUGCUCAAUCUGUGA